This is a messenger RNA of Serpula lacrymans var. lacrymans S7.9, 397 nucleotides long. RefSeq lists its product as uncharacterized. NCBI's taxonomy places the organism in Eukaryota, Fungi, Basidiomycota, Agaricomycetes, Boletales, Serpulaceae. The annotation marks the transcript as partial. The transcript has 4 exons. Gene Ontology annotation, molecular function: protein binding. Gene Ontology annotation, cellular component: nucleus. Gene Ontology annotation, biological process: ribosome biogenesis. The record is from RefSeq and is a predicted model, not a curated record.
AAAUGGAUGUCUCUAAUAUCCUCGCAUCUCAUGCAGCAAAAUUCCAAUCCAUAGAUGUGGAAAAAGAGACACCUCUCGAUGUGGACACUGGUUUCCUAACAGUCACAGACCUCAAUCCAAUAGAUGAAGACUCGUACAGCACAAAUCUCGAGGAAUAUCUCCAAUCAACAGCUCGUGAUGGGAUACAAGCCCUGAUCGCCUCGCUUUACUCCCUCCCCACAAAACCCUCCCCCCGUGCUACCCCCUCCUACAACCCUCCUUCCUAGAGAAAAACCCCUCCCUAAACCAAAACCACCGACUAAGUGGGAGCGCUUCGCCUCUGCGAAAGGUAUCCAGAAGAAGGUUCGCGAGAAGAAGAUCUGGGAUGAAGAGAAACAAGAAUGGGUUAACAGGUGGG